Molecule: messenger RNA, 501 nt
Organism: Arabis nemorensis
Lineage: Eukaryota; Viridiplantae; Streptophyta; Magnoliopsida; Brassicales; Brassicaceae
Source: the annotation of a GenBank genome assembly
AUGAAACUCAGACCGUUCUCUCUGACCUCACCGAUUUCGAGUUCUACUAAACCAACGGUUAAGCUCGGGUCCGAUUGUCGCGCUCAGUUGAUCGACGCGGUUCACAAUCUCUUCGUCGGAGUUGGAGUCGGGCUUCCUUGUACGGUUAUGGAGUGCGGCGAUAUGAUCUAUCGCAGUACCUUACCGAAAUCGAACGGUCUUACGAUCACUGCCCCUGGAGUAGCGUUAGCUCUCACUGCUCUCUUGUAUCUCUGGGGCUACACCUGGCGUGGCUCCUGGGAUGGUUUCGUUUUGGGGAAAAAAUUAGGGGAAGGUUCGUUUGGUGUGGUGUAUAGAGCUUCAUUAUCCAAGAAACGUGUUUCUGAGAUUUAUGUUUUCAUCGUUCGGCAAAAACCUUGCAGAAGUCUUCAAAGAAAAGGACCUGAGUAUUGGCUGUUAUGGGGAGAAUCAACACUUGCUGGUAGAAACUAUCAUCCUUGGGAAAGUCCAAGACUUGCCUAA